This is a messenger RNA of Bolinopsis microptera, 2829 nucleotides long. RefSeq lists its product as uncharacterized. Bases 113 to 2509 code for a protein of 798 amino acids. The transcript is spliced from 2 exons. Gene Ontology annotation, molecular function: protein binding. The record is from RefSeq and is a predicted model, not a curated record. NCBI's taxonomy places the organism in Eukaryota, Metazoa, Ctenophora, Tentaculata, Lobata, Bolinopsidae.
AGACAUACUUUUAUACUUAUCAAAGGUGGAUCUAUAUCUUAUUCAACUUAAUCUAAUCAGCUGAUAUAAUGAUUAUAAUAUUCAGCUGGUACUAAGCUAAGAGAAACACAUCAUGAGUGGAAGUGGAAGUGACUCUGAAAAAGAGAAAGAUGUCGAGACAUUGAUAGAAAUUUACAAGGAAGCAUGUAAGGCUGUAAAUCGGGAACCUAUCUCCAGAGUAAUACGUUUUAUGAAUCUCAUAGAUAAAGACAAUGAGUCAUCUCUUGAUGGAUACGUCUUAGAUUUGAGCGGAAAUUUGCCAGAAUUUAGAAAUAAAAGACUUGACCAAGAUGAUGCCAUUGCACUUGCCCGUGAGCUUAGUGAAGAUUUCUUCAUAACUGAUAUAAAUUUAUCAUACAACAAUAUUGCAAAUACUGGAGCAAUUGCAAUUGGAAAAGCUCUGCAAGACAAUAAAUUUCUUGAACACUUGAAUCUCGGCAUGUGUGACAUUGAGGCAAAGGGUACAGAAGCUAUAUGCACUGGGAUUCAGAUGAACGACAACCUUCGCAGUUUGUCCCUGAAGGGAAACAAGAUUGGGAGACAGGGCGGAAUACUGUUAUCAGCUACACUUCAAGUUAAUAGCUCCCUCACUGAACUUGAUAUAUCGGAUACUGACCAAACAGAUGAGAGCCUCAUUGCAUUGACCACAGUAUUGUUAGACAACACAACUGUAAAGAAGCUCAAUGUCGGUAACCCCUUAGUGACCAGUGAGCAAGAGGAAACCACGAUUCAUUUUGCAAAAAUGCUUCAUGUGAAUUACAGUCUCACUGAACUUCAUCUUUGUAAACAUGGAAUGAAAGAUUUCGGAGCUACGCAACUGGCAGAAAGUUUAAAGGACAAUAAAACUCUGAUGUAUUUGAAUUUGGCCUGCAAUAAGAUUUCAGAAGAUGGUGCUCGUGCUUUUUCCAGCCUUUUGAAGUUGAACACCCCGCUUAAACAACUAUCCUUUGCAUCAAACAGAAUAGGAAACAAUGGACUUGCUGCACUUAGUGAGGCCAUCGCAACUAACAAUUGCAAUCUUACAACACUGUGGAUCAACAACAAUGGCAUUACAGAAAUGGGACUUUGUGCACUGGCAGCUGCCUUGAGGUCAAACAUCACUCUCUCCAACAUUUACCUCUGGGGGAAUGAAUUGAAAAACACAGCGUGCAAUGCUUUUGAACAGCUUAUGGAGGGAGGUAAACCAAGGCUUCUUCAACACAACACUGAUGUUGUACCUUAUGUUGUUGAUGGAAUAACAUACCUCGCUGAAACUGGACAUUAUCUGUUUUCUCACGAAUUAAUGGACGAUAUUGUCGACAACAGCAAAGAAUCACCUGAGUGCAAUCGAUUAAGAAGAAUCUACUACCAGGCAUGUGCUGACUAUCAGUGUUAUUUUCAAGACAAACUUAUCGACAUUUUAGAAGGACAUUCAUCUACGGGGACAUGCCUUGAUCUGAAAGGGAAUCUGAAAAUGUUUCAAAAGAAAAAGCUAAAAGAUCGUGACUUUAUUCCCAUAUUUAUCGAACUUCAAACUGACACUUAUGUGACCAGCCUAAAUUUAGCUUACAAUCAUCUAUCUGAGGUUGCUUGCGAAAAUAUUGGCAAAGCUCUGGAAACAAAUGACACCUUAAUUGAGCUGGAUUUAACUAUGUGUGAUAUAUACGUUGAUGGGUGCUUCUCAAUAAGUGAAGGUCUGAACAAAAAUACUUGUUUACAGAAGCUAGUCCUGGCUGGAAAUAAGUUCGGUCCUGUUGGUGCUGCUGUUCUUGCUGAAGCGUUACAGAUCAACAAUUCUCUCUUAUCUCUUGAUAUUGCCAAUACGGAUCAGAAUUCACAGAGUUUGAUCCCCUUAUCCACUGUUUUGAUAUCGAAUACCUCUGUUGAAUACUUAGACGUGAGCAGAACAGUCCCAUACACUGAUGAACUUACACUGACUGAUCACUUUAGCAAAUUACUGUCCAUAACCGCUACACUCGGCGCUCUCAAAUUAUCUAAGUGUGGAAUAUCUGAUUCUGGGGCAAACUCUUUAGCGUUCUCGUUGAGAGAUAACUCCAGCUUGAGACACCUUGAUGUUUCAAGUAAUAAGAUAACUGCAGAUGGUGCCCAAUCAUUCGCAGAUCUUUUAAAAGUGAACUCGACACUCGAGGAACUUUCCUUGUGUUCGAAUACGAUUGGUGACAAUGGACUGAUCGCUAUCAGCGAAGUUCUUGCCUGUAGAAACAUAUCGUUACAAAAGCUGUGGGUUCCCAAUAACAAAAUCACAGAAGUUGGGUUAUCUUCUCUUGCGAUUGCAUUACACUCUAAUAAGACUGUGUCUAACGUGUAUAUCUGGGGCAAUGAGUUUGGGGGAAAAGCUUGUGAUGCGUUCCAUAUUCUCUGCAGCGGAGAAAUGCCAAGACUGGAACCGGAAAAUAUCGACUUCAAGGUUUACACUGUAGAUAAUGUAAAUUAUCUAGCGGAGACUGGACAUCACGGUUUCUCCCAUUGAACAAAUAAAUUAAUAAGUUAUAACUUGCUUGUUGAUUUGUAUUCUGUAACCAUUUCGUAAUAUAGUUAUUAGUUAUUUUAAUUUUGUUAUCGUUAUCGUUUCCAAAUGAUUUUUAUUGGUUUUCCCGAUUGUUUUCUAUAAUAUAAUGCGUAUUAAAUAUAAAUCAAACCGUUUUCUUAUCAGUUUUCACAAUUUUUCUAUAAUGCUUGUAAAAUUGAGUGUAAUAAUUGUCUGAUUUUAUGUAUUUUUAAGAUGAUUGUUUUUGCAUAUUUGUUGAAUUUAAGAAUGUCAUUUUGUGAUUGCGUUAUGAUGUUGUUGUA